Messenger RNA from Aspergillus steynii IBT 23096, 1900 nucleotides. RefSeq names its product S10 family peptidase. Gene Ontology annotation, cellular component: fungal-type vacuole. The record is from RefSeq and is a predicted model, not a curated record. The transcript has 10 exons. Bases 128 to 1786 code for a protein of 552 amino acids. NCBI's taxonomy places the organism in Eukaryota, Fungi, Ascomycota, Eurotiomycetes, Eurotiales, Aspergillaceae. Gene Ontology annotation, biological process: proteolysis. Gene Ontology annotation, molecular function: serine-type carboxypeptidase activity.
UCCCUCUCCUCGUCCUUGGGACUGUCCAUUCGGAUGCGGAAUGGUCUUUUAUUAGAUUCUACCUUUCUAGCACCGUGCUUGCAGCGCAUAUUUAUACGUGCUUGAUCCAUCUUCCGUUCCUAGAAACAUGCGCGUAUACAAAGCGCUGCUGCUGCUGCCGCUGGCCGUACCCGGUUGGGCCGGGUCACUGAAUAGACCGGUCUGGGGAAAACGACAACUUCCGAAUGAUCCCACUGGCGUCAAGACUAUUACGACCCCUAACAACGUUACCAUCAGGUACAAGGAACCCGGAAGCGAGGGCGUUUGCGAGACCACGCCUGGAGUCAAAUCAUAUUCAGGAUACGUGGAUCUUUCGCCUACAUCACAUACCUUCUUUUGGUUUUUUGAAGCCCGCCACGAUCCCGAAAACGCCCCGAUUACUCUCUGGUUGAAUGGCGGUCCCGGAAGUGAUUCCUUGAUUGGCCUUUUUGAAGAGUUGGGCCCUUGUCAUGUGAAUUCUAGCUUCGAAUCCUAUCUCAACCCUCACUCAUGGAACGAAGUUUCCAACCUUCUUUUCUUAUCGCAGCCACUGGGUGUCGGAUUUUCUUAUAGCGACACGGAAAAUGGAUCCUUAAAUCCCGUAACCGGUGUGGUCGAAAAUGCGACCUUUGAUGGGGUUAAGGGUCGCUAUCCCAAGAUCGAUGCUACUCUAACAGACACUACCGAGCUUGCUGCGUAUGCCACAUGGGAAGUGCUCCAGGGCUUCCUUGGAGGCCUCCCGCAGCUGGAUUCGAGGAUCAAAUCCAAGGACUUCAGUUUGUGGACGGAAAGCUAUGGAGGGCAUUAUGGACCGGCUUUCUUCAAUUACUUCCAUGAACAAAACGAAAGGAUCGCCAACGGGACGGUCGAUGGGAUUCACCUUGAUUUCAAUUCUCUCGGCAUAAUAAAUGGUAUCAUCGAUGAGGCCAUCCAAGCAAGCUAUUACCCCGAGUUUGCAGUUAAUAACAGCUACGGUAUCAAAGCCGUUAAUGAGACGGUUUACAACUACAUGAAAUUUGCCAAUACCAUGCCAAACGGAUGUCAAGAUCAGGUUGCUCUGUGUAAGCAAACCAACAGAACGUCAUUGGGUGAUUACGCCAUCUGCACCGAAGCAACCAACAUGUGCAGAGAUAAUGUUGAGGGACCUUAUUAUGCCAUUGGGGAACGCGGUGUAUACGACAUUCGACACCCAUAUAAUGACCCAACUCCUCCCAGCUGGUACAACAACUACCUCGAAAAGGACUCAGUUCUGAAUGCUAUUGGCGUUAACAUCAACUACACCCAAUCCAACGACGACGUAUACUACGCAUUCCAACAGACAGGUGACUUUGUGUGGCCCAACUUCAUCGAGGAUCUAGAGGAGAUCCUGCGACUCCCCGUGAGGGUAUCUUUAAUAUACGGGGAUGCUGAUUACAUCUGCAAUUGGUUCGGAGGCGAAGCCGUCUCUCUUGCGGUGAACUACACGCACACAUCCAAGUUCCGGGCGUCGGGCUACAUCCCCCUGACUGUGGAUGGCGUUGAGUAUGGCGAGACGCGCGAGUACGGUAAUUUCUCCUUCACUCGAGUAUACCAGGCUGGCCACGAGGUCCCAUACUAUCAACCUAUCGCCUCUCUUCAACUGUUCAAUCGGACCCUGUUCGGAUGGGAUAUCGCCGAGGGAGCGACCCAGAUCUGGCCCGGGUACAGCACCAACGGAACGGCAAGGGCGACACAUACCGAGUCCUAUGUGCCGCUACCCACCGCUUCCCCAAGCGCCAGGGUUCUGUGAUUCGGCUCAGAGAGCUUGUGCUGUGUAAUUGGCGAUGGUGUGCGUGCGAUAGAAAUGAACAUAGGAGAUAGCAACCGAAAAUCCAUCCAGCUGUGCGCAUGUUCACCGUCAGCA